Molecule: messenger RNA, 828 nt
Organism: Salvia splendens (bonfire salvia)
Lineage: Eukaryota; Viridiplantae; Streptophyta; Magnoliopsida; Lamiales; Lamiaceae
Product: agamous-like MADS-box protein AGL80
Exons: 1
Coding region: 1-828 (275 amino acids)
Molecular function (GO): DNA binding; protein dimerization activity
Source: RefSeq, a predicted model, not a curated record
AUGACUAGAAAGAAGGUAACCCUCGCCUACAUUACCAAUGAUUCGGAGAGGAAAGCUUCAUACAAGAAGCGAAAGAAGGGUCUGAUUAAGAAGGUGAGCGAGCUGAGCACCCUCUGUGGUGUGGAUGCUUGCCUCAUCAUCUACAGCCCUUAUGACCCCGUGCCGGUGGUGUGGCCGACGCCUGUUGAUGCUCAGAACAUCCUGGCCCGCUUCCGCAAGCUCUCCAUCAUGGACCAGAGCCGGAAGAUGGUAAACCAGGAGAGCUUCACUCGCCAGCGGAUCAAGAAGGCAACGGAGCAGCUCCGCCGCCUCCAGAAGGACAACACCUGCCGCGAGCUAGAAGCCUUCAUGUUCCGAUGCAUCCUCGGCCAAGCCUCCCUUCACGACCUCCAAUUCCAUGACCUCUCGGAGAUGGGCUGGGUCAUCACCCAGACGCUCCGAGAGAUCAAAGCCAGGAUGGAGGCGAUGGCGGCAGAGCACCAGCGCAAUCAGACUGUUCUGCCGCCGCUGCCUCCACUCCUGCCGCCGCCGCCUAUGUUGGUGUUGCCUACUCCUCCUCCUCCGGCGGUGGAAGAGGCUCCACCGCGGUUGGAGGAUGAUGGGAUGGAGAGCUUCCCUUGGAACCUGGUCCAGAGCCCGGGAGGAGGAGGCGAUAUGGAGGGAACCGGGCUCGGGUGGGAUCCCGGGAUGGUGUUGCCGUUUCCCUACAUUUUCGGCCCGUCUAGCUCUUCUCAAUCCGGCCCGAAUCCAAAUCCAAACCCUAACCCUAACCCUAACCCUAACCCAAACCCUAAUCCUAAUUCUAAUCCUAACACUUUCAACCAGUGA